AUGCAUGCAAGGGUUUUUUUUUUCAAACUAAGCAACAGCUAUCUUCAAGUCGAACAAGAAACUCGUCUUCAGUAUCUUAAACACUGGCCAGCACUAGCGAGGGAAUACUUGGGAUAUCAUUCGUGUGAGCUACCUACUUUUUACACAGAUGACGGGAAUGAAGCAACCUGGCUCAACUGGGCGCCAAACGAGCCAAAUAACCUUGAUGGACUGGAAUAUUGUGUCACCAUGACAGAAGCGGAUCUUUUCAACGACUACUUUUGUCAUUUCAAAAUUAGAUUCGCCUGCCGAUUGCCUCAAAAAUGCAAAAACGAGGACUAA
This is a messenger RNA of Oikopleura dioica, 321 nucleotides long. The record is from the annotation of a GenBank genome assembly. Lineage: Eukaryota; Metazoa; Chordata; Appendicularia; Copelata; Oikopleuridae.